Molecule: messenger RNA, 1485 nt
Organism: Nymphalis io (European peacock)
Lineage: Eukaryota; Metazoa; Arthropoda; Insecta; Lepidoptera; Nymphalidae
Gene: Ccnl1
Product: cyclin-L1
Exons: 1
Coding region: 201-1433 (410 amino acids)
Biological process (GO): regulation of transcription by RNA polymerase II
Cellular component (GO): nucleus
Molecular function (GO): cyclin-dependent protein serine/threonine kinase regulator activity
Source: RefSeq, a predicted model, not a curated record
UGGUAUUUGUCACUCAAUAGCUGUCAUUCGGUCGCGUUUUACUCUCUCGAAGCAUAAAAUAAUCUUAAAAUUAAACGUAAAUCAAUUGAUUAUGAAAUGUUUUUGUGUAAAAAAGUGAACAACUAUAACAAUAUAUCAUCGUGUAGUGUAAGUUACUGUGAUAUUCAUUCAAAUUCCAUGUAAAAAGUUGAGACAUCAAUAUGACUACCACAACUGUACAAAACCCGACAAAAACAACCAACGCUACACCAGCAAAGUCUCAGAAGAAUUAUGGAAAGAUAGUGUUGACGUUACACAAUUGCUUACUUCCUGAAUCCACUUUCAAAGAAACUCCGUCACAAGCCGAUGGCUUGGACAUUGAGACUGAGACUGACCUACGUAUUCUCGGCUGUGAAAUGAUACAAACAGCAGGAAUAUUAUUAAAACUACCUCAAGUUGCCAUGGCCACUGGUCAAAUGUACUUACAAAGAUUCUAUUACUCCAAAUCUUUUGUAAGAUAUCCCAUGGAGACAACUGCCAUGGGUAGCAUUUAUUUAGCGUCCAAGGUUGAAGAGAAACCUUGUAGAAUACGUGACGUCAUCAAUGUAUUCCACCAUAUCAAACAAGUGAGAGCCCAGAAGCCAAUUUCGCCUUUAAUAGUUGAUCAAAAUUACAUUGAACUUAAAAAUCAGGUAAUUAAAGCUGAGCGGCGUAUUUUAAAAGAAUUAGGAUUUUGUGUGCAUGUGAAACACCCACACAAGCUUAUUGUAGUCUAUCUGCAGCUAUUACAGUAUGAGAAGAAUAAGCAGUUAAUGCAAAUGGCUUGGAAUUAUAUGAAUGAUGCUUUAAGGACUGAUGUUUUUAUGAGAUUUCCUCCUGAGACGAUCGCUUGUGCGUGCAUCUAUUUAACGUCUCGUAAAAUUGGGUUACCAUUACCCAACAAUCCACACUGGUUCCUCCUAUUUAAGGUGACCGAAGAAGACAUAAGAGAUGUGUGCCAAAAGAUUUUAAAUCUUUACAAAAGAUCUAAAGUCAAUCCUGAAGAGUUAGAUGGUAAGGUUGAUGGUUUGAGAAAGAUCUAUCAAGCAAACAAAUAUAUACAGGCUCAAAAGGAACGUGAAGCUAAAAUUGAAGAGAAAAAAGCUGAAUCUCCCACAGCCUCCACAUCAAAAGAUUCUAAGCGUGAUUCAAAGAAAGAUAAAUCUCCAAAAACUCCACCAUUAUCAUCUAAGUAUCAUGGUAGUCAUAAGAAAAGAGAACGAAGAUCUCGUUCUCCAUAUGAUAGAAAAAGGGAUUAUUCAAAUAAAAGACAUAAAUCUAGGUCUAGGGAUAGAGAAAUCGAUAGGUUAAGAGAGAGGAGAUCUGACGAUAAGAGAAGUCGUGUAUCAUCCAGGAAGUAUGACGAUUAUGAUAGAUCGAAGGCAAGAGAUAGAGAUGACAAAAGGAAACAUUAAAUGUUAUUUUUAAGACUUGAAUAAUAUUACAAUAAAGUAUCUUUUAACUGUA